Molecule: messenger RNA, 1264 nt
Organism: Bactrocera oleae (olive fruit fly)
Lineage: Eukaryota; Metazoa; Arthropoda; Insecta; Diptera; Tephritidae
Source: RefSeq, a predicted model, not a curated record
UUUUUGUUUGAAUCAAACAAUAUUUUUUAUAGUUAAUUUACAACGUUAAGAGUCAUAAAAUAGUUAAUACAAUAAAAUAAAUUAUUAAGUAUGAACCAGCAACUAAAAUACGAACAUUUAUUUGAGUAACUGUUAACACAUUUUUCAAAUUUGUCUCCAAAAACACAAUAAUUAAAUCAAGAAACCUUUGAAAUUUAAAUUGAAUAAAUGGAAACACAACUGUCAAAAGCUAAAAAAGAAAAGUUUACGACAGAAAACAAGCAAAUUGUGAAAUUGAAAUUGUCAAAAGCUUAUUUUCACAUAAAAAGGCAAAACAACACAUAAACGCACAAAAGUUUCAACCAAACUACUCAGCGAGUAAGCAAAGACAAAAAGCUACACAAGCGAAUCGCAUACAAGUACGAAUUGAAUCAGUCCGCUAGUGAUCUCAUCAACGACAAACAAACGCAAUUCCAACCGGCUGCGACAUUUUGUAAAUAUAAAAUAUUCUUCUUCCAUUGAUUUGACGUUAUUCAUUGCAAAAUAGUGACGUUUCGCCAUUUUCGAAACUCCAAAUAAAGAAUUAAAUCAAUAAAGCGAAAUGUUACUUUCCAAAUCCAUGCGAAUAACACCAACACUUGUUAGUGCAACUGCAGCAAGAAUUAGUGGUCCAAGUGUAGUGGCGAAUCUGGAUCAGCAUAGAAAUUUGGUUCUUACAAACGCAAUCAUACAAAAUGGUUUGACCGAUAAUGUACGCAUACAAAGCGAUUUUAUCAAAUUCAACGCAAUUGCCCCCUUCACAUUGACAGCAGUGCGCUUCUAUGCGGAUAAUGCCAAGCGAGAACAUCAAACCACCAGCUCGACGCAAAAUGUGACUGCACCCAGUUUACCGGAUCGCGAACAAGUUGAAAGAUUCCUCUUCCGUGUGCUUGCUUUGCUUUGGGAUGUAAGCGUGUGGGUCUAUAUUAAUACUAAGAAACUUAUCGAUACACACAUAAUCGCUAAUGAUUCCGUGCAAUGGUAUUGGAAGCGAAUGCACGAACGGAUGGCUAAGGCCAAGAAGGAAUGGUAAAAUGUAUGUGCAAGAUGCACUAUGAAUAUUUCGAAGGAAGCACGUUAACUAUACUACUCAUUCAUAUUUUCCAUUUGAUCCACAAUUUUUCUAUUAAUUUAGCUAAUAUGUUUGUAUUUGAUUAGAUAAAUUUCAUAUUUAGCACCCAUGUUAUCAUAUUUAUUAGUUACUUUUGUAAUAAAAAUAAAAAUAAAUCAAGUUGAUAAAUAGGUA